AUGUUUUUCUCUUUAUUUUUUGCUCAUGGUUCAAUGUUUUUCGGAAAAGUUAUAAGUAAUGACUGUUUCAGAGGCUGCAAAGAUGCUAAUGAACUGUAUCCUCCAGAGUUUUUUAAUUUUGAUUUCGAAUUUCAUUUCGAUAACUUCACACUUAACGAAUCAAAUCAAUUUCUUGGUAGCGGCCACUUUUCUACAGUAUACAAAGCUACAUUUCCUAAUGGAACAGAAGUAGCAAUUAAAAAUUUACUUCAAUUUAAUAAAAGAAUGUUAGGCAAGGAAUUUAACACAUUACGUGCAUUGAACGAUGUUCCAAAUGUUCUCAAAAUAUACGGAAUCAUUGGAAAUGAAACAAAUCCAGCAAUUGUUUAUUCAUAUCAUUCUUCUACACCAUCAGGCUACAAUGGCAAUAUUACACUUGAUGAUUUCAGAUGGUGGCUUAAGACCACAUUAGAAACACUUGCUAAUAUUCACGAACAUGGUGUUAUUCAUCGUGAUUUAAGAUUAGCGAAUAUUUUGGCAGAUUUCGAACAUAGAAAGUUAGCAAUUGUCGAUUUCGGAUUAUCCGACUUUUACAGAAAAGGAAGACCCUUAAAUCCUCGAGUUGGCUGUGUUCAUAUCAAAGCUCCCGAAUUAGUUGCGAAUAUUUCAACUUACGGAUGCGCAAUUGAUAUUUGGUCACUUGGACUUUCAUGUUUAGACAUAAUGAUCAGAUUGAAAGGCCAUUGGGAUCAAAAAGGAGAGAAAAAUACAAUUGAAGCAUUCAUUAAAGCAUACGGAAGCCAUGCAUGGAACAAAUUUGCUGGAAAAUACAAUCCAUCAAUAGGAACAACUAGGAAAGUUGAAGGAAGCUUCUACGAACUCGGAAUGCCAGGAAAUAAUCACUUAUUAACUCCAGAAACAAUGGACCUUGUUUCUAAGAUGCUUGAAUUAGAUCCAGAGAAUAGAGUAACGGCUAGAGAAGCUCUGAAACAUAAAUUCUUCCAAACAUAA
This is a messenger RNA of Trichomonas vaginalis G3, 990 nucleotides long. Its product is annotated as protein serine/threonine kinase protein. The transcript has a single exon. Gene Ontology annotation, cellular component: protein kinase CK2 complex; cytosol; nucleus. Bases 1 to 990 code for a protein of 329 amino acids. Gene Ontology annotation, biological process: protein phosphorylation. The record is from RefSeq and is a predicted model, not a curated record. Gene Ontology annotation, molecular function: protein tyrosine kinase activity; protein serine/threonine kinase activity; ATP binding. NCBI's taxonomy places the organism in Eukaryota, Parabasalia, Trichomonadida, Trichomonadidae.